ACUCUGGGCUAUGGAGAUUUUGAAAAAGAUUUUGAAAUAGAAAUUAUCUGGGAAUUAAUGUUAAAUCUUAACUUUCUUGAAGAUUAUUGUUACAAUGAAAUAAUUAUGUCAAAUUGGCCUCAAGAAAUGAAAUUAAAAUACACAUUUUUCGUACUUCAAACUUUCGAACCCGAAAAACGCAUAAAAUAUGUUUAG
Messenger RNA from Funneliformis geosporum, 195 nucleotides. The record is from the annotation of a GenBank genome assembly. NCBI's taxonomy places the organism in Eukaryota, Fungi, Glomeromycota, Glomeromycetes, Glomerales, Glomeraceae.